UUUAAAUCUUCCAAAGUUUCAAAUAAGUUGCUUUAAUUUUACUAUUUAGUUUUAAAUGAAGUUUUAUUGUUUAAUUUGUGUGGCUAUUUUUAUUAUGCAACAAGAUAUUUCAGAACAAUACUCGAAAUAUCGUGAGAGUUAUAAAAAUUACAUCAAAACUGUGAUUUGUCACAUUCAUUCAAAAAUUCAAUUGAAUGAAAUGCUAAAUCUAAAAUCAAAUAAUAAUACAAAUAAUACAGUUGUUUUAAUAGAAUUCCAAUCAGGCACAAACAUGCAUGAUUUCAGUGAGAAUUAUUCUAAUACAAUAAGUAUACUAAAUUUCAAGUAUACGGAAAUACUUAAAACCUUCCUCAAUUACCUAGACUUUAUUCUCCGUAAAUGUAAGCAAUUCCAUGAUGAAAAUUUAUGGGAAAAUUUUAUUUGUUGUAUAACAUCACUUGUAGAAGAAGUGAAAAAUUCCAAUACUAUGUUGGACUACCUUUACAACGCUAUGAAGUAUAUAAGCGACAUAGAUGUAAGAUAUGUGUUUAAAGGACACAAUGUACCAAAUGCUAUAGUUGAUGAAAUUGAUUUUUUUAAACAACUUGUCUUACAAUAUACAUCAGAGACUGUAUCUUUUGAUCUCAAUAGCUUACCACAUCUUAAAGACUCUGAAACGAAAUUUAAGAAUUUAAAUGAAUUUUAUGCAGUAGCAUCAGAAACAGUAAACAUUAUGUUUCAAAAUAAUAAUUUAAUCGACACUUUUAUAGAAACUAAUUCUAUAACAAAUCAAAUUACGGAAUGCUCUAACAAAAACGAUUCUUACUUAGUCUAUUUAACAUGUAGUAAUCUUAAUGCGUUUUAUAACGAAACCAUAGACAUGUGGUACAAGAAUCUUGGCUUUGACCUUUUUUUUAACCCUAUUAUACCCAAAUUUACACCUCCAUUAGACCCAAAAAUAAAUCAAAAUGAUGGAAUUAAAGUUUUAAAUAUUCUUCGUCAGGAAUCUGGUUGGAAAACAAUGAAUCACAUAAAAAUUAUUUAUAAUGGUAAAUCAUUCAGUGUAGAUUUUAUAAUGAAAGACGAAAUUAAUAACAUAAAUUUUCGAGUGAAAAAAGAACAUAUAAUACAAUUAUUGAGAUGUAGGUAUACAGAGAUAAUAAAAAAUUACGAUAUAAUAGUUUCUGCCAUACUACAUAUAUGCCAAAUAAAUGCACAUCGUCACUAUCACAAUUGUUUGGUUGAAUUAUUUGACUCGCUCAAUAAAUCAAAAACAAUGUUUAAUGGAUUGAAAUCUGCUAUAACUACUUUAAAUGAGUCAUCAAUAUGGAGUUUUAAUGUAAACUCUCAAUCGAAUUUACAGAAAAUAUUUGAUUGGGCUAAAGAUUUUCUAAAUUUAUUGAAUAACAAUGAGUUUUCUAAAGAUAAAAACGAAUAUAAUGAAAUACCAAUAACCGAGAAUGUUGAAAAAAUUCUAAAAAACUUUUUAAUUUUUCGUGAUAUAUUCUAUAGAGAGUUAAGAAAUGAUACAAGUCAUAUGAGUGAGCGUUGUGUUCUAGAAAAUUCUUAUCUUGAAAAAUUCAAACUAAUAAAUGAUUUCAGGUUUUCAAAAAUUACUAAUCAAAAUUUUGUAUCAACAAAACAAAUAUAUCAAAAUGGGUGUAAUUUUUUUGACAGUUUUUGUAAAAGUGUUUACGAAAAUUGCUAUGAAAAUCUAGGUUUUAAUAGCAUAACGUUUACUACCUCAACAAUAGCAUGAUGAAAAAUUUAUUGUAUAUAAGAUAAAUUCCUUAUCCACUUUGUUUUAAUUACGUAGUUAAAAAUUUCAAUUAUUCACUUAUUAAAAUAUAAUAUUAAAAAUAUUUGAUUAAAUACUAAAAAUAAAAUAUAUAAUUAAUAACGUU
This is a messenger RNA of Daktulosphaira vitifoliae (grape phylloxera), 1883 nucleotides long. RefSeq lists its product as uncharacterized. The coding region runs from base 56 to 1738 and encodes 560 amino acids. The record is from RefSeq and is a predicted model, not a curated record. Lineage: Eukaryota; Metazoa; Arthropoda; Insecta; Hemiptera; Phylloxeridae. The transcript is spliced from 2 exons.